AGCAGCUCUCUGCAAUCUGCAUAGUUUGAAAAUAAAGACACCAAAGAUGAUUUGCUCUCGAGAAAAUGAAGAAUCCAAUUCUGAGCUGUUUCAAGUAAAUAAUGUUCAACAAGAAGAAGAAGAGGAUGAAAGAUUGGAUUCCGGCGGCGCUAUCCAGCAACUCUCCAUGCUCCACCUCAUCUCCGCCGCCAAACACCACCGCCCCACCACCAAAACCCCGGAGAAAUGCACCUCCUGUGGCGGCUCAAUGAAACGCCCGUCCCCCUCAUUCCCUUCCUCUCUCCAAGAACCCUCCCCCAAAAGGCUCUCUCUGCUUCCACCCUCCCCUUCUCCUCUCUACCGGAGCCUCUCCGAACCAAUUGAUUCUCUGAGUAUACUAAACCCCCAAACUGCUGACAAUUCCAAGAUUUCACCGCCGCCGCCAAUCCUCUCUGACCCAUCUCCGGUGAAGAAUUCUGAGUCCCGGAAUCGGCCGCCAAUCCCUCCUCUCCAUAGAUCUUUAUCUGACCCCACCGCCGCAGCAUUAGAGUUCCGGCCCUCUCCGCCACAAACCAUCAAAUCCCCCGCUCAAGAGAGCCCCAAUACCAAGAGGGUUAAGAGGAUGAAAGAUAGAUUGAGACAGAUGAGAGAAUGGUGGGAUCAAGUGUUGCAAGAAGAAGAUGAAGAAGAAGAAGAAGAAGAAGAAGAUAACAACAACUCAAAGGAGGAGGAUAAGGGAGAGGAGGCCAAAACUUCGGAGGAAUCAGUGUGGGUGGAGGAGAAAGGUGGGGAGGGCUUAGUGAUCCACUUCAAGUGUCCGUGCAACAAAGGCUAUGAGAUUCUUCUCUCUGGAAACAACUGCUACUACAAACUCAUGUAGUACUCCAUCCAUCUAACCAUGCAUUUUUUCAAUUUACAAAUGCUAAUAACCAUUUUCUGUGUACUUCAUUUUCAAUUCCUGCUUCAACCCACUGUGUAGUUGAUGAUUUCUUCAAACUUUUGAUCCAAAACACAUUACUUUUAUCCAACUUAUUUCUUUAAAA
Molecule: messenger RNA, 1022 nt
Organism: Ipomoea triloba (trilobed morning glory)
Lineage: Eukaryota; Viridiplantae; Streptophyta; Magnoliopsida; Solanales; Convolvulaceae
Product: probable serine/threonine-protein kinase samkC
Exons: 3
Coding region: 47-859 (270 amino acids)
Source: RefSeq, a predicted model, not a curated record